Molecule: messenger RNA, 648 nt
Organism: Saccostrea cuccullata (small rock oyster)
Lineage: Eukaryota; Metazoa; Mollusca; Bivalvia; Ostreida; Ostreidae
Exons: 2
Coding region: 1-648 (215 amino acids)
Source: RefSeq, a predicted model, not a curated record
AUGCCGGACAAAGCUCCCGACAUUUUGAGUAAGGAAGAGAGAUCCGCCUUACAAUUAUUAAAGAAUGGGGAUGACAUUGUGAUAAAGAAAGCACACAAGAGUUGUAUAGUUGUAGUACUGGAUAAAGAGAUAUACAUGGCGGAGGCUCAUGGACAACUCUUGGACGAACGUUUGUAUGAGAAACUAAACUCUGACCCUAUUAAGGAAUUCUCCUCCGCUAUCACAAAAACUGUUGACCAAAUGUUUGAGAAAAACGAGAUCGGUAUCAUCGUCUUUGAGAAACUAAAUCCUACUGACCGUAGACCAGGCCAAUUUUAUCUACUUCCUAAGAUACCAAAAGAAGGCAUGCCAGGUCGCCCUACAGUAGUUGCAAUUGGACACCACACGGGGAAAAUUUCUGAAUACAUUGAUUUACAUUUCCUUCUACACUUAGAGAAUUUGCCAUCCUAUUUCAAGGACACCACGGGCUACAUUAAAAAUACGCUCUCUACUGGCCUUCCAGAUCAUACCCUUCUCGUGACUAUGGACGUCACAUCUUUAUACACCAAUAUUCUACACGAUGAGGAUAUCGAAUCCUGUAGAAAAAAGGAGAAAGACAAUAGCUACAGGGUCCCUCUGGUAACCACAUUCAAUCCCGGCAGUCCUUAA